AUGAGAAGGAGUGAUAUCUUUUCUGUUGCCAUUAGCAACAGUAUGUCAUGGCAACUUACGAAGAUAAUUGCAGCUAGAGAGUUAUUACAUCAGCUGGGAGGAUGGAACUCAGUAGUCCAUAAUGACAAAUAUAGCAUUAAGAAAGCUUAUAAGCUUUUGAUGGGGUCAUUUGAGAAGGUGGAGUGGAGCAGGCUUAUUUGCAAUAACAAGGCUAGUCCCAAAAGUAAAUUUACUCUCUGGAUGGUAUUGCAGAACAGAGUUCCUACAGCAGAUAGGCUCAGUAAAUGGAACAUUCCCUACUCUAUUAGGUGUAAAUUAUGUGAAGCUGAAGAUGAAUCCAUUCAGCACUUGUUUUUCACCUGUGAUUAUGCUACAACAAUCUGGAAGGCUAUUCAUAGCAAGAUGCAUUGGGAAUACCAGGCUCGUUCUUUUUGUGAAGAGGUUAGGAAGGUCAGGAUCAAAGCUCGUGGGCAAAGCUGUCAAGCUAGGCUUUAUGUUAGGCUUUUUACAGAGGCUGUUUAUGCAAUAUGGCUUCAAAGGAACAAUAAAGUGUUUAAUGAUGCUGUAGUUCCUGCUACUGAAUUAGUUAAAGAAAUUAUAUUUAGGACUGCAUGUAACUGUCCUGAGAAUGAAAGAACUAUGCUAGUUGAUUAG
Molecule: messenger RNA, 654 nt
Organism: Beta vulgaris subsp. vulgaris (sugar beet)
Lineage: Eukaryota; Viridiplantae; Streptophyta; Magnoliopsida; Caryophyllales; Amaranthaceae
Exons: 1
Coding region: 1-654 (217 amino acids)
Source: RefSeq, a predicted model, not a curated record